Molecule: messenger RNA, 2243 nt
Organism: Hydractinia symbiolongicarpus
Lineage: Eukaryota; Metazoa; Cnidaria; Hydrozoa; Anthoathecata; Hydractiniidae
Product: alpha-1,3-mannosyl-glycoprotein 2-beta-N-acetylglucosaminyltransferase-like
Exons: 2
Coding region: 786-2165 (459 amino acids)
Biological process (GO): protein N-linked glycosylation
Cellular component (GO): Golgi apparatus
Molecular function (GO): alpha-1,3-mannosylglycoprotein 2-beta-N-acetylglucosaminyltransferase activity
Source: RefSeq, a predicted model, not a curated record
AUUUGAAACACUUCACAGAAUAUAAAAAAAAUUUUUGGUGGUUUUAUUGUAUAUUCCUUACUACCUUUGAACAUUUUUGAUGAUAAAACUGAUAUCUUUAUAAAUGUUUAAACUGGUACUCUUCAACACCAUAUGAAGUGGAGAUCAAAGAAGCCGAAGAGAAAGAUGAGCAAGAUGGCGAUUCUCAUGAUAAGAUGCAUCAAUUUUAUAAUAAUCUUCUAUCUGAGGUCAAGUAUGUAGACUUCAUUGUUCCUGGUGCAAGGUCUAGAAGUAGAUUGAGAAAGAUAUAACUUGAUUCGCAGGAAUUAGAGUUUAGCAGAAGCAGUCAACAUCAAAUUACAAGAAAGUCAUAGAUGCCUUGAAAAAUAGUUAUUUAUAUCUAGUACAGUCUUGUCCCCUCUAGGACUAUUGUCUCUGUGCCUUUUAUUUUAAAAGCACAUGUGUGUUGUAUCGUUAGUGUUAUGUUGUUGAUAGUUUCUGUGGUGUAUGGUUUUUUAAAAAGUUAUUUAAUAAUUUUGUGUAUAUUCUUGUUUUUAAUUCUAUAUGUGUUCAGUUGUGUUCUUUAUUCUUCUUAAACCCUUUUUUUACAAGUUUCAGUAUUUGUUCUUAGUUCAAACUAACAACACGAACAAUCUCCAAUCCCUAUAUCAAUACUUGUAUGUACUGUACAAAUUCGUAGAUGGAAUGCGCUUUGUGCUUGAAAUGCACCUAUGUGCUGACGACUACUUCCUCUAAUUGAUACUCUUACCUUUUAGAAAUAAUAAUGAUGCUAUAAAGUGACCAUCAUGAUAAAAAAACUGAAAAAGUUUUUAACAGAUACACUCUGCUGCAGGAUGAAAAAAUCAUCGUUCACUAUUAUUGUUUUUGCUGUAAUAUUUAUUUUUGGUAACUAUAUACUUUUCAUGAAUUUUUAUAAGAAAGGUAACAUCCAGGUUAACACAAGUAGCACAAAACCAACUGUUCAUGAAAAAAUGGUUGAAAAAGCGAAGUACUCAACCAGUGAGGAAUUAUUUGCAAAAAAAUUUAAAAAGUAUGAGGAACAAAAAGAAAUAAAGAUUGAGGACCAUCAAGACAAUGUGGUAGUUGUGAAAAAAGAUGACCCUCAUAAAAAUUCAGAAUUAUCUUUCAAAGAUAACAGUUUCAAGAUGGCUCUUCUUGUGAUAGCGUGUAAUCGCCCAUCGGUGGGCAGAUGUUUAAACCGUAUUUUUAAGUAUAAGCCAAAAGACGUAGAAAUUCCCAUAAUUGUUAGCCAGGACUGUGGUCAUGAGGCUACGGCUAAUGUUAUUAAAUCGUAUGGUGAAAAAGUGAUGCAUAUUCAACAACCAGAUCUAGGUCCAGUUAAAAACGUGCCACACAAUAUGCACCGUUUCAUGGGCUAUUAUAAAAUUUCACGCCAUUUUAAAUUUGCACUUGGUAAAGUGUUUGAAGACUGGACAAUUGAUAGUGUGGUGAUUGUGGAAGAUGACAUUGAUAUUGCACCAGAUUUUUUCGACUACUUUCUCGCUACACGGCCACUUCUGGAGAAAGAUAAAAGUUUAUACUGUGUGUCUGCGUGGAACGACAAUGGAAAAUCGGAUGCAAUUCAGGAAGAUGCCAUCGAUACACUUUAUCGAUCCGAUUUUUUUCCAGGCCUUGGUUGGCUAAUAACGCGAGAAUUGUGGCAAGAAAUCGGACCUAACUGGCCACUGGGAUUUUGGGACGAUUGGAUGAGAGCUCCCGAGCAGCGUAAAAAUCGCGCUUGUAUACGACCGGAGAUAUCCAGAACAAAAACGUUUGGUCGUAUUGGAGUUAGUCAAGGCCAAUUUUACGAUCAAUACUUAAAGUAUAUUAAACUAAAUACGGAACCGUAUCCAUUUCGCGAUUUUAGUUUAGACAACUUAAUAAAAGACAAUUACGAUAAAAAUUUUGUUGAACUUGUUUACAAUUCCCCAGAGAAACAAAUUGGUGACGUAAUGUCAAAUUCGGAGAGAUCCGAAGAACCUAUUCGGUUAACAUACCGCAAUAAUAACGAGUUCGCAAUGCUUGCAAGAAAAUUCGGAUUAAUGUCUGAUCUGAAAGCUGGUGUUCCACGAACUGCAUAUAAAGGUGUAGUAACUUUAUAUCGAAACGGUCGAAGGAUUUACAUCGCUCCUCCUUCAGACUGGAAAGAAUAUUUAGAACAUUAGGAUAUUCUAGGUUUGAUAAUUUAUAGAUGUACUUUAUAUUUUUUUUUUAUAAAUAGAAAAUAUUUUCAAAGUCGUUUU